AUGGACGAGGAGGAGGACACCUCGGAUGCUGAGGCCAACCUCCCCGGUGAUGUCGAGGCAGCAACAGGCGCGAAUUCCCCGCCGGUAUAUAAAGAGGCUGGCGACGAGGACGCGCCAGCGACACCGCCUGAGACGAGGCCCGCAGCAGGGUCGUUGGCGGACCCGCCCCUCACGGGGAUGGAGCGAAGGUCGCCCACGCCGGCGGCAGGACGAGGGUCACCCCCGCCAGCAGUGGGUGGAGGAUCGUCUGCGCCUGCGGUGGAGCGGGGGUCGCCCCUGCCAACGACGGGUGAGGGGAUCCCCACGCCCGCGAUAUCGACGGGCGGCGAUGGGUCCGCGGCAAGCGCGGAGACGUCCGCGCAGAUGGCCUCGAGGCCUCAGCCUGCUCCGAGGGUGACACCCUCGGAUCAGGCGUCGAGGGGCGUCGGUGUGCCGCGGACCCGAAGGAGCGGCACGGGAAAACGCAGUAUGAGUGCCCGGUCUGGCUCCGGGGCCGUUGCCAAGGACGCAGCCCCACUCGCGCCGACCAAAGCCCUCAAGACUGGGGCGCGCGCCAUGUCGCACUCGGCGCCGCAGCCCCCGCCCGUCGUGGAUAUCGUGGCGAAGGCCGCGAAGCUGCGGGAGGCCAUGGCUCGCGGGGCCCAGGCAGCCCAAUAG
Molecule: messenger RNA, 657 nt
Organism: Panicum virgatum (switchgrass)
Lineage: Eukaryota; Viridiplantae; Streptophyta; Magnoliopsida; Poales; Poaceae
Product: skin secretory protein xP2-like
Exons: 2
Coding region: 1-657 (218 amino acids)
Source: RefSeq, a predicted model, not a curated record